GUAAGAUAUUCAAAUCUUAAUCCUUUUAUAUUAUUCAAUGGGUUGGAAUAAUUCUAAUAACUAUUAUUUAGCAUGGAGGUCCAAGUAGAUGCACGUGUGGUCCAAACUCUCAGUAGGAUUCGUCGAGUAAUUGCUGAAACUGUCAGAUUGUAUCAGUGUAGUGAAUCUAUCAAUUAUAAUUCUUUGUCUAUUGCGAAACGAAAUUUGACUAGAAUUUCUACUGCAAUAUCAACGAAUACUCAUGAUCAGCUUCUAGAAGCAAUUGAUGGUUUACUUAAUAUCAAUUCAGACGAUCAACAAGCAAAAACCUACGCAGCUCUUAGAAUCAAUCGAAAUGGCAAAGGUCGUCCUGCAGUCCAAAUAAAUGACGAUCAAUUAAUAUUAAUGUAUAAUGAAGGGUUUUCUGCGGUUAACAUAGCCAAAAACUUAGGUUGUUCGAAAAAAACAAUUUAUAACAAAUUACUCAAGUUAAAUUUACCCAUACGUAGACGAUAUAAUCAAAUUUCUGACGAAGAAUUACAAUAUAAAAUUUUGGAAAUUCAUCAAAAGCAUCCAAAUGCCGGACAGACGAUGAUGCAGGGAUAUCUGAAAGCAGCUGGAGUUUAUGUCCAAAGAGAUAGAGUUAGAGUGGCAGGUGGAGUGCAUCUAUUCAAAGAAGGACAUAUAAAGUUGCAACGCCUAAUUCUUUAUGGCAUAUGGAUGCUCACUUAAAGCUUUUGCGAUGGGGUUUCGUGAUUCAUGGCUGCAUCGAUGGGUAUUCCAGAUUAAUAGUCUAUUUAA
Molecule: messenger RNA, 780 nt
Organism: Agrilus planipennis (emerald ash borer)
Lineage: Eukaryota; Metazoa; Arthropoda; Insecta; Coleoptera; Buprestidae
Exons: 4
Coding region: 73-711 (212 amino acids)
Biological process (GO): DNA recombination
Molecular function (GO): DNA strand exchange activity; DNA binding
Source: RefSeq, a predicted model, not a curated record